GGCAGUAAGUCGGAUCUAGGUCGACUAGGCAAUUAUACGAGGGAGUACUACUACCCUGAGCGCAGAGGUGGAAGACAACAUAAACAAAACGGUGACCAUGGCGACCAAGGAAUUGUUCUUAGACACAUUAGGAAGUAUUCUCAAAAUACCUCCUGCAGAUAUAGACACAACCAAGGACUAUUUCUCAAUGGGGGGUAACUCAAUCAAUGCGGCAAGAUUAGUUGUAACACUUAGGAAAAAAGGAGUCAAACUGGCGCUUAGCGAUUUUCUGGAUGCAAAAUCAUUGGAUGAUCUUUUUGCAAAAGUGAAGGUGAAUGACCCGCUCAAGAAAUUCUCAAAAAUCUAUGACGAAGAUGAAAAAUUUGCUUUGGUUGAUUUGGGUGAAUGCCCAGACCAUAAAGAAGCUAUCGACUUUCUCACAAAAUCGUUUUUCGAGAGAGACGCUCUGGUUAUAUGCUGCAAAACGACUUACGAACGCUUGAGAAAAGCAUUUGAGCUCAUGUGGGACUAUACUAUUAAAGUGAAUUACUCGAUCGGCGUCGUUGAGAAAUCAACCGGGAAAAUAGUGGCGGCGAAUCUGAAUUACGAUUAUGCAGUCUACGACAAGGAUUUUGAUUGGGUAGCGGCGUGGCCCGAAGAAGUCCUUCCGAUAUUCGCCGCUGUCGAAGUUCUAGAGGAGGAGCUCAAGGACGCUACGAUAAGAGCCAAGGAUGGGGCUUGGUUCUAUUCGUUCAUAUUUGGAACAAAAGACGCUUUGGACCACAGGGAAAAUCUUGCUGUUACCCAUCUAGUAUCUCGCUCUACCGAAAAAUUCGCAAAAGCAAAGAACUGCGUUGGACUUACCGUCAUUGAUACAAGCCCUGUCACUGGCGCUCUUGAUGAUGAAUAUGGAUAUACUGCACUUGGUAGUUUCCAACUGAACACAUUCGAUCUCGAGGGAAGAAAACCAUUCGCAGAAUGCGAGGACUUCCACGAAAUGAAAUUCUUUUACAAAUUCAUCGAAUGAGGACUUCUACCAUCGACAAGAUGAAAUUCUUAAAAAUUCAUCGAAUUGGGGAAAACUAGACGAAAUGUCAAAAAAUCAAUUACUGGCUCUUAUGGAGGUUUACGGAUUUAAGUCCUGGACUCAGUGUAAUGUGUGCUGAAUCAUUCCAUUAAAGGUGUUGUUUCCAAAUAUUUGCAUGGCCGCGCAGCGGAAAUGCACAUGAAAAACAUCGCUUUCAUGGAAUGAAAUUGACGACUGUUUAACAAGUGAUUUUGAAUGCAAUGAUUAGUGAUGAUAUAAUGCACUGCAGUUGUGUGAAAUACUGUGUUCGCCUUGGCUGGAUCAGCAACCAGCUUCCUGCCUCCUAGCAUAAUUAAAGCUUUUGUAACAUCUAUGCUUCAAAAUAAAUAAAGACAACACUAGAGAGAAGCUCAAAGGGAAUCGAUUAACGGG
Molecule: messenger RNA, 1438 nt
Organism: Owenia fusiformis
Lineage: Eukaryota; Metazoa; Annelida; Polychaeta; Sabellida; Oweniidae
Source: the annotation of a GenBank genome assembly